This is a messenger RNA of Thamnophis elegans (Western terrestrial garter snake), 4922 nucleotides long. RefSeq names its product limb development membrane protein 1 (gene LMBR1). The transcript is spliced from 17 exons. The coding region runs from base 246 to 1715 and encodes 489 amino acids. Lineage: Eukaryota; Metazoa; Chordata; Lepidosauria; Squamata; Natricidae. Gene Ontology annotation, biological process: signal transduction. Gene Ontology annotation, molecular function: transmembrane signaling receptor activity. The record is from RefSeq and is a predicted model, not a curated record.
GGCGGCGUCGGGACGUUGGGACUGCGCGCGGUGCUGCCGCCUCUACCGCGGUGGUUGUUGUUGUUGUCGUUGUCGCCGCCGCGGGUGGCGUGUUGGGCCCGAGCUUCCCGACCUGAAGAGGGUCCCGAUCGCCAGGCGUUGCCCACCGGCCAUGGUCCCUCGCUUCCCGCCUGAGAGACAGGAGGCGCGGGGGCAGCAGCAGCGGCCAUUGCUGGAGGGGGCUGCCCGGCGAGGGCUAUGACAGGAUGGACGCGGACGAAGUGACCAUCCGCGAGCAGAACUUCCACAGCCAAGUGCGGGAAUACACGAUCUGUUUUCUUUUGUUUGCGAUAUUGUAUAUUGUUUCCUACUUCAUUAUCAGAAGAUACAAGAGGAAAGCAGAUGAACAAGAGGAUGAAGAUGCUAUUGUCAAUAGAAUUUCGCUGUUCUUGAGCACUUUUACUCUUGCAGUUUCAGCGGGUGCCGUGCUCCUCUUACCUUUUUCAAUAAUCAGCAAUGAGAUUCUGCUUUCUUUUCCACAAAGUUACUAUAUCCAGUGGUUGAAUGGUUCUCUAAUUCAUGGUUUAUGGAACCUUGCUUCCCUCUUUUCUAAUCUUUGUUUGUUUAUAUUGAUGCCCUUUGCUUUCUUCUUUCUGGAGUCAGAAGGCUUUGCUGGCUUAAAAAAGGGAAUCAAAGCACGUAUUUUGGAAACUCUUGUUAUGCUCAUUCUUCUUGCGUUGCUUAUUCUUGGAAUUGUAUGGGUAGCUUCAGCUCUCAUAGACAAUGAUGCUGCAAGUAUGGAGUCCUUAUAUGAUCUUUGGGAAUUCUACCUCCCUUAUUUAUAUUCCUGUAUAUCUUUGAUGGGGUGUUUACUACUUCUUCUUUGUACACCAGUAGGACUUUCCCGUAUGUUUACAGUGAUGGGACAAUUGCUUGUAAAGCCAACAAUUCUUGAAGACUUGGAUGAACAGAUAUAUAUUAUUACUCUAGAAGAAGAAGCUAUAAUGAGAAGACUAAAUGGAGGAUUUUCUGCAGUGGAGUAUAAUACAAAACAACUUGAGCAGGAAUUGAAUAAUGUGAAGAGCAUGAAAACAAAAUUAGAGCGGCGGAAAAAGGCCUCUGCCUGGGAAAGGAACCUUGUGUAUCCAGCUGUAAUGAUCCUACUGCUAAUUGAAACGGCAAUCUCAGUGCUUUUAGUUGCUUGCAAUAUUCUGUGUCUCUUGGUUGAUGAAACCGCAAUGCCGAAGGGAUCACGGGGGCCUGGCAUAGGAAGUGCCUCUCUGUCCACAUUUGGUUUCGUGGGAGCAGCACUUGAGAUCAUUUUGAUUUUCUAUCUUAUGGUUUCCUCUGUUGUUGGCUUUUAUAGCCUACGUAUUUUUGGAGAUUUUACCCCCAGGAAGGAUGACACAACUAUGACAAAGAUAAUUGGGAAUUGUGUAUCUAUCUUAGUCCUCAGUUCAGCGUUGCCAGUUAUGUCAAGAACACUGGGCAUCACCAGGUUUGAUCUCCUUGGAGACUUUGGAAGGUUUAACUGGUUAGGAAACUUCUACAUAGUAUUGUCCUACAAUCUUCUUUUUGCUAUCAUGACAACCCUGUGCCUGGUGAGAAAGUUCACCUCUACUGUUAGAGAAGAACUCCUCAAAGCAUUAGGUUUAGAUAAACUGCAUCUCUCGCAUAACGCAAGAGACUCCGAGUCAACAAAGUCAUCUGUAAAUGGGCAUCAGAAAACACUGUGAAUCAUAGUCGGUGGAAAUGAGUCAGCUUCCUGACAUUCCUCUCACUUCACUGUACUUGUUUUCUACUGCUCUUACUUGUUUAUACCUUGGAUCCAGGUCGAUGCAGAAGAAAUCUGGUUGCAUUGGACCAUACUCUUCUUGCUUGGAUCGAUCUACUUUAAUUUUUCUGUCAACUGGAGAUGUCUCUUGAACAUUCCUCUUUGAACAGACCUUCAUACAGAUUUCUGAAUCCAAGGAGAAGAAUCUUCUGCAUGUAAAUAUAUGGUUGAAGAUGAAUUUCGGAGAUGAGCUUGCUAUCUGAAAAUGGCAAACCUCUCCUCAAGAUGUUGAUUCUUCCAGUAAGAUGCAUUUUGAAAACGUGUGAGAGCAUAAUAAGGCUCAGGAUCAAUACAUUAAUCUACUCGUCAAAUCAGUUUGCACUAUGAUUGUAUCUAAGGUAACAGGAGUUCUUAAUUCUAAAUGGUAAACUGUCUCAUUUUUUGCUAGGGAAAAUUUCCUUUGCAAACCCUGAUUAUGCAAUAACAUAAUCUUGGAACUACAGUGCUAAAUCUGAGCCUGGGAAAAAGUAAUUGUAGAUUUAUGAUCAUUAUAUGUAUAAUCAUGCCUAAAAACGUGAUUGUCAUACUCUGCUAAACAAUACGAACUAAAAUGUGUAUAAAAUAUACAUACAUAUAAACUCUGAGAAGGAAACAAUUGCACCCAAUUUUCACAAAGUUGUCUUUAAAUGAUGCCCAUUCCUAUGACUGAUGUGUAUUUUAUUUUGCUGAACAAGGUAUUUUUUUCAUUAGUUCUUUUCAGGGUGGAUUUGAUUUAAAUCACGUCAAUUUAAAUACAAUAUAAAAAACCAACUCGAUUUAAAUCGUAAUUUUUAAAGAGGAACUGUCAUUUCUGUCCCGCAGUGGCUCUUCCUCUGACCUUUUGUUGACUCCCCAUCAGUCCCAAUAUUGCAGAAUAUAUAGCCUCAUGCUACAUAACAAAGCUCCAUUUCAUUAUGAAUAAAACUAAAUUAUUUAUGUACCUGAAAUAGAAAACUAUCUUUAGAUAGAUUUUUACCCCAAAAGCAUUUUAUUAAAAUAAAUUUGAUGAAAAUAAAAAAAAUCUGAUUUGAAUUAAAAAAUCUUAUUUAAAUUUCAAAAAUCAAUUUUUAUCCACCCUGGUUCUUUUAGUUGUUUAUAGGUGUACACGUGUCUACUUUUUUUAUGAACACAGAAUUGAGCUAGCAUUUUGCUUAGUUUAUAAUAUGAAAACUUAAGAUUCUUGUUCAGGGUUUUGGAAAUGGUAUAGUUGACACAGCAUGCAGUUGGAUAUUGUUACAAUGUUGAAGUUUACAAAAUCCCGUGAAGUUGUAAAAAAAGGCAGAAGGAAGUUAAGCUGCAUUUGUUUACUAAUGUAUUGAGUUGAGGCAGGGAGAUGGUAAAGACCACUGUGAUGACUUGGUCCAAUGGAGUUGAUCCUAUUCUCUGUAUAAUCAUUUGAUCAAGGAUAGUUUAUUGGGACUUUGUAACUUCAUUUCUCUUUGUGGAAAAUCUGUUGCUGUUAAUCUGUUACUGUUAAUCUCUGUAAAUCUCUGUAAACCCAAAGCCUCAAAAUAGUCUCAAACACAUUGCACAAUGUCCAGAUAUUUAAUUCAGGUGUUUUGGAUUACGAUGUUGCUAAUUUCAUAGGAUUCAUAAACAUGUUUUCUAUUAAUUCCAUUGAUUUACCACUAUGGAGUUCUUGGACAUCAAAAACUUGUUUCUUAACUUUUAUACUGUUUCUUCUAUUGAUGAAUUUUGCAUUAUUUGGAAGGUAAGAAUUGUAGCAAAUAUAUAAUAGGAAUUUUUCUAGCAUAACCAAUAGAAGUGUGAAAUAAAAUACUCAAAAGGAAGAUUCUAAGAAUUUAGAAUGAAUUGCACUGAUGGGUUAUUUGCUACAGUGAAAGCUGUAGCAAAAUUAGGUCAUUGAAAUGAUUUCAAAUAUUGAACUAUCACAAGUCGAAAUGGUAAUAAUCACUUUUAGGUCAGUUUGGCCCCCUUUUCAUGAUAAUAUUCACAUAUAUUGUUAAAUAUGAGGAGCUAUUGUGAUAAAUUAAUUUUAUCUAAUCUUUAUCUAAUCUUAUCUUGGAAAUCUUGGUUUUAGGGCAACAUUCAAGAAAAAUAUACUCAUUUAGUCAUGGGUGUGAUUUAGGAUCUUUUCUCCUUGCGGGGUUGAAACUAUGAAUUUUCAAUUUUCAGCAAGUUCUUAGAGUGAUUUUUAACAACAAAUAAAGAACAAUAGUAAUUCUCAGUGGAAGAAGCAUCUCCUACAUGGACACUGAUUAAAGGGUCCAUUGCUUCUGAGUACAAAUAGUUACCCUGGAUUAAUUUAUAUUAAUGAUACUUAAAUUGGAAGAGAUUCCCCUUAAAAAAACAUUUUACUGUUGAGAAUUUAAUCUACUUGGAUGUUUUGUGAUCAGUUCAAUUUUUCAGUCCUUGUAUUGACAUGUAUUUGAAUAGUCUGCUUUGCCUGCUCUGCAUCACACCUGUUUUCUAGUAUAGAAAGAUUGCAUAGAAUCUCCUUUUCAAAAUGCUGUUCAUUAUUGUCUCCAUACACAGAUUUAUGAUAACGUUAUUUUGAAAAUGGAUGUUAGAUAAGUGGCAUCAAAAAGAUAUAUAUAUAUAUAUAUCUAUGAGCUCCUUUGUUCUUGGCUUUGUCUGUGUGAAAUGACCUGUUGUAGACGACUUUGGAAAUGACAUUGUUACUUACAACUAUGCUUAAAAAAAGGUCAGAAAAGACAUUAUUUUGGUUCAUAAUUCAUUGAAUAUAGAUAAUGCAUUCCUAGCGGUUUGACUCUUAGAGUCAAGUAACCGGUUAUCUUCAGGUAUCAACCUUUGCCUCAUUUAUUAUGAGGCUUAAGCACAAAUAUGCUUUCCUUAAAUGUACUAUAGUAUCUAUCAAAGCAGACCAAAAUAUGCAAAGCCAAGUGUUUCAAGUGAGCCUUUGGCUUUCUCCAUGAUAGAUUGAUAGUACAGUGUGGACACAUUAUGACAGAUCUGUUGAUACAACUUGAGCACAUCUUUGCUAUUCACCUUUUAAAGCUAAGUUAAAGUGAAUAUGGGUUAAAUCAGCAGUACAGAUGAACUAGGACAUUUGAUUUAAUUGGAUGUAAUGUGAGACCCUCACCCUUUUUUAUUCACACUUCUAUACAUUUGCCUGUUUAGUGUUGAUUAAAGUAUUUGACAAGACUUC